This is a messenger RNA of Zea mays, 1977 nucleotides long. RefSeq lists its product as uncharacterized. The record is from RefSeq and is marked predicted. Lineage: Eukaryota; Viridiplantae; Streptophyta; Magnoliopsida; Poales; Poaceae. The transcript has 5 exons. Bases 73 to 678 code for a protein of 201 amino acids.
GCCGUGUUGCGCUCACUCAACCAAAUCCAAUCCCGGCGGAGGGAAGCGUCGUCUAAAUUCCAACCCUAGGCCAUGGCGAAUGCGGCUUCAUCCGCAUCGUCGCCGGGGGCAGGUCCCUCCUCCUCGCCGCAGGCCGGUGGAGACGGGGGAGGGGACGCGCACACGCCGCGGCAGCGGCAGGGCCGGCCCCCGCGCGCCGGCUCCGACCCGCUCCUCAUCGUCUGCGGCUGCUUCAGCGUCGUCACGGUCGCCACCGCGCUUCUCUGCGUCGCCGUCAACGUCGUCUCCGCCGUCCAGUCCUUCCGCGCCGGCUCCGAUAUAUUCGGGGGCAUAUUCCGGUGCUACGCGGUCGUCUUCUCGCUAUUCGUCGCCGUCCUCGAGACCGAGUGGGGGUUCAUCAUCCGUUUCUGGAAGAUAUUUGAAUACUGGCCUGCACGGGGAAUGCUCCAGAUCUUUGUUGCUGUCAUGACGAAGGCAUACCCAAGUAUUGAAAGGAAUGAUCUCAAAUUGCUCCAGGAGAUUGCCAGCUACAUGCUUCUUGCAUGUGGAGCUGUCUAUGUUGUCUCGGGGAUAUUGUGCAUUGGUGUGCUAAAACGUUCUAGGCAGCAGAAAGCAAUAUCACGGGAGCAAGCAGCCAAAGACCUGCAAGUAAGUACUUGGUUCAUACUUCAAAUGUGACAUCAUGGAAUCCUUUGAUUGGAUAUUUCUUUGUUUUGAGCUAUUGUCUUUUCGGUCUUUAAGAUACCCUUUCUGUGGCUUGUGCCUAAAUUUACUCACUGUUGCUCAGUUUCAUCUUCAGUAGUUCAAUUAUUCCGCUUUCAGUUACUGUGUCAUAAGAUUAUUCUUUUUCUUCAGCCCUGUUUGUUUUCUUCCCAUGUAUAGUUCAGGAGGUGUAGCUCAUUAGAAAAUAGAAAUAUAAAAAUCUGGCUUAAAAAAUGGUGCCCCUCUUUAACCCAAAAUGAUCACCCUGUUCUGCAGUGUUGUUUAUGCGUGUUGAAUUUAGAAUGCUAUGUUAUAAUUAUCCCGGGCCAUAUUGCAUCAAGUAUAAUAUGUGCUAACAGGAGAACUGCAUCUGGUUUCUAAAAGAGAGUAUGCACAACCUGCAAAAUCGAUAAUGGUGCCACAGACCAUUAUUAUUUUGUUGAUCAUAGCCAACCAAAGUCCAUUGGAUAGUGUAUUGCCAAAACCGCUCCACUUAGUUUCGAGGUUCAGGGUGCAGCCUAUAAAUAGCACAGGCAUAUUUUUGGGUCUGUACAUUGUUACUGCCAGCUCAUCUUUCCUCAUUUUCUCAAUUCGUAUGGUGUUUCAGGAGUUGGAGAAACGGAGAGAGGAACUUGAGGCAUUGUUACUUGCUGAACGGUCGGAGUUGGUUUGAAGGCUGACCACCGUGAUCUAACAAUUUAUCUUCUGUUGUAGAUAAAUGCUUUCUUUUUUCUUUUUCUAAUGAUAGCAUACUGCUUGGUCAUGGCCCUGAGUCAUUCAUCCAGAAGUCACUUGAUUGAAGUGUAUCUUCUUCUUUAGUUUCUGUGAGUAUGGAUCCUUUGUUAUGUUUAUACCAAGUCAACAGAUUCUAAAUUGUCUCUACUCUACAUAUUGAUGUGGCUUUGCAAUCGCUAGAUUCUAAACUUAUUAUCUCUAUUCUACAUGCUGAUGUUGCUUUGCAGUGACUUGGGCCUCACAUUUGACGUUUUGCAUUAUAGUGAUAUUUUGCAUCGGAUCCACUUUUCUUAAUUAUUACCGAUACAGAGUUGCAUAUGUUUCUGUUGUUAACACCAUGCUUUUUACGGACAGGGAUUGCAGCUUCCCUCUUGGUUUCAGCUGAAUUGUGGGCUUCUUGGUUUCAGAGCAUUGUAUUGAUUCAUCGUCUGGGGCUGUAAGAUUGCAGCAUGAAUUUGAUGUAGCACCCUGACUUGUGUCGUCCAAUCCUGUCGUGUACGCAUAAAUGCAUUGCUGAAUAAUUCACCUGAUUUUUGCACU